This is a messenger RNA of Ilyonectria robusta, 686 nucleotides long. RefSeq lists its product as uncharacterized. The coding region runs from base 168 to 518 and encodes 116 amino acids. The record is from RefSeq and is a predicted model, not a curated record. The transcript has a single exon. NCBI's taxonomy places the organism in Eukaryota, Fungi, Ascomycota, Sordariomycetes, Hypocreales, Nectriaceae.
CCGGCGAAUCCGACGUCGGGAGCGGUCCGGUGUCCUAAUUUGGAGCGCGCGGAUAGACGUGAGGCAGAGAUAGAGCGAGGAGAUUGGACCUUGAGGGGAUUGAGACGAUUGUGUAAUCAAGCGCCGCGAACGAGAGCUGCAGAGACGAUUUCAAAUCCACCUCGGGGAUGGGGAGUUUUGGUUCUUUUCCGUUUUGGGUCUUUUUGGGUGGGCGAUGGAGGGUUGCUGGUUGCCGAGCCACAAGUGCAAAGGGUCCAGAUCCACUGCUGGGUGUGAAGCACGUGGUAUUGUGUGAAGCAUUGCAUGGAAUCAUGUUAUAUUCAUCAGCAACCUAUCGAAUCAUUCCAUGUCCCCUGGAAUCCUUGAAUGUUGGGCGCCCGCAAGCUCCCAAAAGCCCGAGUGCGGCGACCGCGAGCGAGGCAACCUCGCCAUCGCCGCCGAAGGUGCUUGCAACUAAUAUUCAACGAUUGAAAUUUCCCAGGGAUGGGAAAAAAAUACAUGCUGUGAUAUUUUAUUGAAAAUCGGAAUGAGGAGACAGUAAAAAACAUUUAUUUGCAAUAUGUACUUUGUCCUUGCCGUUGGUCUCAUCUGUGGAGGAUCAAAAGUCACAUGGAUGGUGGCCGAUGAUGUGUGUACGGAAUAUUUGCACUCAGUGCACAUGAUGUUUUCCCGGCUGUAAGACCAAC